This is a messenger RNA of Coffea arabica (coffee), 1546 nucleotides long. Lineage: Eukaryota; Viridiplantae; Streptophyta; Magnoliopsida; Gentianales; Rubiaceae. The record is from RefSeq and is a predicted model, not a curated record.
UAACUGACGUCGAUUUGCCUACCAGGAAAGAGCACUUCCAUCCCACUGAUGACUCUGUCACUCUGGCAGCUCAUCGAUUUGCAACACUUGGCAGGGCACAGAAGAAAAGAAAGUCUAUAUAUGGGAUUCUGAAUAAUUUUGGAAUUCUAGCUUUCUUGAUAGUCAUGUUUUCACUUGUGGACUGGUGUGCAUGGCGAAUUGUUAGAUUGCCCUUACCACCUUUUUAUUUGAUACGGCCUUUUGCAAUAUCCAUAGCUAUGGUGUGUUUUGUAGGAUAUAUGUGUUCCGUUGCUUCGUAGUUUGAGGCUUCAAUCUAUAAUUAGGAAUGGUCCAGCUCGACACUCUUAUAAAAGCAGAACCCCUACUAUGGGUGGCUUAUAUUUCAUUCCAAUUGGUAUAAUAGUUGCAGAAGUUAUAGUUGGCUUUUCUUCUAUUGAAGUUUCUGGAGCAGCGGCUGUUACUCUAGUGUUUGCAACCAUUGGACUCGUUGAUGAUCUAUUGAGUCUCAAAAAUAACAAUAAUGGUUUAUCUGCAAAGAUGAGAAUUUUGUUGGAGAUAGCUGCAACAACAUGCUUCUUAUGUUGGCUCUGUACUGCGGAUAUAUCAUCACCCUACAGCAUGAAAAUGCUGGUUCCAAUGCCAGCUCCACUUGGUCUUCUGUGCCUUGGAAAUUUUUAUCCAUUUUUAACUUCAUUUUGCUUUGUUUCAAUGGCGAAUGGAGUAAAUUUCACAGAUGGUCUUGAUGGAUUGGCUGGUGGGACUGCUGCAUUGGCUUUCACUGGGAUGUCAAUUGCUGUUCUUCCAAUAUGUGCCGAUCUUGCUGUGUUUGGAGCCUCAAUGGCCGGUGCCUGUGUGGGUUUUCUUUUUCACAAUCGGUACAAAGCAUCUAUAUAUAUGGGCAACACUGGAGCCUUGGCCUUGGGUGGAGCCCUUGCUGCCAUGGCUGCCUGUACAGGAAUGUUCUUUCCCUUAUUCAUUUCAUCAGGAAUUUUUUUCCUUGAGGUUUUGUCAGUUAUAAUGCAGGUUUCUUUCUUCAAGGCCAGCAAGCACUGGCGGGGAACUGGCUACCGUUUGUUUCGGAUGGCACCACUUCAUCAUCACCUAGAACUCUGUGGAAUAAAAGAACCAAUAAUAGUUGCUGGUGCAUAUGUUAUUUCAGCUGUGCUGGUCUUUUUGGCUGGAUACAUUGGUCUCAUUUCAGCAUAAGUUGAUGAAGCUUUCAGUCAUCUCCUCAAGUUCAUUUGGCUGCUGUCAGGUUUCUCUUUCAUUUUCGUGUUUGGUUGGACUUGCUAGUUGCUACCUCAAAUUCUUUGAAGGCGCCUAAUUUGAGUUCCUACAAUUUUUGAACAUGCCAUUACUGUCCCAAGGGAUUUAGGUAGAUGUUAAACAUUCUGAAUGAAGACACUAGGAAUGUGUGUGGCGUUAUGUGUCUAUGCUUGUCUUUUUCCAGAAAGUCGGAUGCGGAUGAGUGCACUCUUGGCUCAGAUUAUCAUACGUAGUAAAGAGUAAAUUGCAAAAACUCUAUACAACCAUUAAAUUAUUCGAA